CACGAACUUGCUGCUUUUGAACCGGAAGCGCGAAGGCGUGCUUGGAGAACCAGCUGCGGGGUGCGUGGCCGCGGGAAAAGACGAAGCUACCUCGGUUUGCACUGGGAGACAAAAUGCAACGGUAGGAGCUCGGAGCGAACUCCGGGGCUUCGGUGCGGGAAAAGUCUCCUCAGACCCCCAUCUUUCAUCGGCUCCGGAAUGGCCUUGGACGCCUCUCACCUCAUCUUGCCCGGCCGUCUGUGGUCUGCUCCCCCCGGCUGCGCACCCCGCUUGGAGUGAGCCUGAACUUUCCCUUCUGCGUGUCCCCUCUUCCCGUCUGUCGCCGGAAGAGUUCUGAUAUUUACGUUUAAGCUACAGGUGAGGAUGUAUGGUCUGAAAUCUUAAACCAUGAGUCUAGCACUUAACGAUCUGCUCAUUUGCUGCCGACAAUUAGAACAUGAUAGAGCUACAGAACGAAGGAAAGAAGUGGAGAAAUUUAAGCGUCUGAUUCAGGAUCCUGAAACAGUUCUAAAUUUAGAUAAGCAUUCAGAUUCCAAACAACAAAAAUAUUUGAAUUGGGAUGCUGUUUUCAGGUUCCUACAGAAUUAUAUUAAAAAAGAAACAGAAUGUCUGAGAACAGCAAAAUCAACUGUAUCAGCCUCCACACAGACUUCCAGACAGAAAAAGAUGCAAGAGAUCAGCAGUUUAGUCAGAUUCUUCAUCAAAUGUGCAAAUAAGAGAGCACCCAGGCUAAAAUGUCAAGACCUCUUGAAUUAUGUCAUGGAUACAGUGAAAGAUUCAUCUAAUGGAGCAACUUAUGGAUCUGAUUGUAGCAACAUACUACUCAAAGACAUUCUUUCUGUGAGGAAAUACUGGUGUGAAAUAUCUCAGCAACAGUGGCUAGAAUUGUUUUCUGUGUACUUCAAGCUGUAUCUCAGACCGUCACAAGAGAUGAAUAGAGUUUUAGUGGCUAGAAUAAUUCAUUCUGUCACUGGAGGAUGCUGUUCACAGACUGACGGAUUACCUUCACAGUUUUUAGAUUUUUUUUCCAAGGCUGUUCAGUAUGCAAGACAAGAGAAGAGCUCUCCUGGCUUCAGUCAUAUCUUAGCAGCCCUUGUCAUUUUCCUCAAGACUUUGGCUGUCAACUUCCGGAAACGUGUGUGUGAAGUAGGAGAUGAAAUUCUUCCUACCUUACUGUAUAUUUGGACUCAACAUAGACUUAAUGAUUCUUUAAAAGAAGUAAUUAUUGAACUAAUUCAACUGCAGAUUUAUAUCCAUCAUCCACAAGGAGCUAAAGCCCCUGAAAAAGGUGCCUAUGAAUCAGCAAAGUGGAAAAGUAUCUUGUACAACUUAUAUGACCUGCUGGUGAAUGAAAUAAGUCACAUAGGAAGUAGAGGGAAAUACUCUUCAGGAUCUCGUAAUAUUGCAGUCAAGGAAAAUUUGAUUGACUUGAUGGCAGAUAUCUGUCACCAGCUUUUUAAUGCAGAUACCAGAUCCGUGGAGAUUUCUCAGUCUUAUACUACACAAAGAGAAUCCACUGAUUACAGUGUGCCUUGUAAGAAAAGGAAAAUAGAAGUAGGCUGGGAAGUGAUAAAAGAUCAUCUUCAGAAGUCACAAAAUGAUUUUGAUAUUGUGCCUUGGCUACAGAUUACAACCCAAUUAAUAUCAAAGUAUCCAUCCAGUUUACCAAACUGUGAGCUGUCGCCAUUACUACUAAUACUGUACCAGCUUCUCCCUCAACAGCGGCGUGGAGAACGCACACCAUAUGUGUUGCGAUGCCUGAUGGAAGUUGCCUUAUGUCAAGGCAAGAAAUCAAACCUAGAAAGCUCUCAAAAGUCAGAUUUAUUGAAACUGUGGAUUAAAAUUUGGUCUAUUGCCUUUCGUGGUAUAACUUCUGAACAUACACAGAAUGAAAACUUUGGUUUACUUGGGGCCAUUAUUCAAGGUAGUUUAAUUGAACUCGACAGAGAAUUCUGGAAGUUAUUUACUGGCUCAGCCUGUAAACCUUCAAGUCCUUCAGUAUGCUGCUUGACUAUGGCACUUACUAUCUGUGUAGUUCCGGAUGCAAUGAAAUUGGGAACAGAGCAAAGUAUGUGUGAAGUAAAUAAAAGUUCCUCUAUAAAGGAGUCAAUAAUGAGAUGGCUCUUAUUCUACCAGUUAGAGGAUGACUUAGAAGUCAGCACAGAACCGCCCCCGAUUCUUCAGAGUAAUUUUCCUCAUCUUGUACUGGAGAAAAUUCUUGUAAGUCUCACUAUGAAAAACUCACGAGCUGCAAUGAAGUGUUUUCAGAGUGUGCCAGAAUGUGAACGGCACAGCCAAGAUAAAGAAGAGCCUUCGUUUUCAGAUAUAGAAGAACUAUUUCUGCAGACUACUUUUGACAGGAUGGAUUUUUUAACCACUGCAAAAGAAUGUGAUGUAGAAAAAUUUCAAUCUACUGUUGGCUUUUCUGUCCAUCAAAAUCUUAAGGAAUCAUUGGAUCAUUAUCUUCUGGAAUUAUCAGAAAAGCUUCUAAAUAAUUAUUCGUCUGAGAUUACAAGUUCAGAAACACUUGUCCGGUGUUCAAGUCUUUUGGUGGGCGUUCUUGGCUGCUAUUGUUAUUUGGGUAUAAUAAUGGAAGAGGAAGCAUAUAAAUCGGAAUUGUUCCAGAAGGCCAAGUCUCUAAUGCAGUGUGCAGGAGAAAGUAUCUCUCUAUUUAAAAAUAAGACAAAUGAGGAAUCUAGAAUUGGUUCAUUGAAAAACGUGAUACAUCUGUGUACAAGUUGCUUGUGUCGGCAUACCAAGCGUAAUCCACACAAGAUUGUAUCCGGCUUUUUCCUACGAUUGUUAACUUCAAAGCUUGUGAAUGACAUUGCAGAUAUUUGUGAAAGUUUAGCAUCCUGUAUAAAAAAGCCAUUUGAUUAUGGAGAGGUAAAUUCCGUGAAAGAUGCUGCUGAUGAAAAUCUGAUGGAGGCACAGGGUCCAUCAUCCUCAAGUCUGUUUAGUGGUUACCCUGCUAGUACUGUGAGCGAUACAAAUGAUUCUGGAGAGAAUCAGAGUACUGUUGGUGCCAUGAGUCUUUUAGCUGCUGAUUAUCUGUCAAAACAAGAUCAUCUUCUUUUAGACAUGCUCAAGUUCUUGUGCUUGUGUGUAACCGCAUCUCAGAGCAAUACAGUGUCUUUUAGAGCAACUGAUAUUAGAAGAAAGUUGUUAAUGCUACUUGAUUCUAGCACACUGGACCUUACUAAAUCCAUCCACCUACAGAUGUACUUAGUGCUUCUGAAGGAUCUUCCUGGAAGAGAGCAUUCGUUGCCAAUGGAAGAUGUUGCUGAACUUCUGAAACCAUUAUCCCUGGCAUGUUCUCUGCAUCGUCGCGACCAAGAUGUUUGUCGAACAAUUUUAAGCCAUGUCCAUCAUAUAGUGACAAGCCUAAGUCAAGGCAGUGUGGACACUGAGGGCACAAGGAAUGCUCAGGGACAGUUCCUGACAGUGAUUGGGGCAUUUUGGCAUCUAACAAAGGAGAAGAAAUGUAUAUUCUCUGUAAGAAUGGCAUUAGUAAAGUGUCUUCAAGCUCUCCUUGAGGCUGAUCCAUAUUCCAAAUGGGCAAUCCUUGACAUAAGGGGACAAGACUUUCCUGUAAAUGAAGUAUUUCCACAGUUUCUUGCUGAUGAUCAUCACCAAGUUCGGAUGUUGGCUGCAGGGUCAAUCAACAGAUUAUUCCAGGAUAUGAGACAUGGAGAUUCCUCUGGAUGGUCGAAAGCACUGCUUUUGAAGUUUCAGCAAACAGCUUUUAAAAAUGCAUACCUGAAAGCAGAGGCAGGAAUAAGAGACGUGGUGACUACAUCAUGUGAUACUCAGAACCCUGAUCUUCUGGAUGAGAUUCACAAUAGAAAAUCUGUUUUACUGGUGGUGGUAGCUGUGGUCUUGCACUGUAGCCCUGUGUGUGAAAAACAGGCUCUGUUUGCCUUAUGCAAAUCUGUGAAGGAAAAUGGAUUAGAACCUCAUCUUGUGAAAAAGGUUUUAGAGAAAGUCUCCGAAUCUUUUGGGUGCAGAAGUUUAGAAGACUUUAUGACUUCUCAUCUAGAUUAUCUGGUUUCAGAAUGGCUGGACAUUCAAGAUACUGAAUACAACUUAUCUUCCUUUCCUUUUAUUUUAUUAAAUUACACAAGUAUUGAGGAUUUCUAUAGAUCUUGUUACAAGGUUUUGAUUCCACAUUUGGUGAUUAGAAGUGAGUUUGAUGAAGUGAAGUCCAUUGCUAAUCAGAUUCAGAAAUGCUGGAAAAGUCUGUUGAUAGACUGCUUUCCAAAGAUUCUUGUACACAUUCUUCCUUACUUUGCCUAUGAGAGCACAGGAGACAGCAGCAUAAUACAGAAGAGAGAGACUGCUACCAAAGUCUAUGAUAUACUUAAAGGUGAAGACUUACUAGGAAAACAGAUUGAUCAAGUAUUCAUUAGUAAUUUACCAGAGAUUGUGGUGGAGUUACUGAUGACAUUCCAUGAAACAGCUGAUUCUGAUGCCAGUCAAAGCACUGACCUCGCUGACUUUUCAGGGGAUUUGGAUCCUGCUCCUAAUCCACCAUAUUUUCCAUCACAUGUUAUUAAAGCAACAUUUGCCUACAUCAGCAACUGCCAUAAAACCAAGAUUAAAAGCAUUUUAGAAAUUCUUUCUAAAAUUCCUGAUUCCUAUCAGAAAAUUCUUCUGGCCAUUUGUGAACAAGCAAAUGAGACAAAUAAUGUCUAUAAAAAGCACAGAAUUCUUAAAAUAUAUCAAUUGUUUGUUAGUUUAUUACUGAAAGAUAUAAAAAGCAGCUUGGGAGGUGCUUGGGCCUUUGUUCUUCGGGAUGUUAUUUACACAUUGAUUCAUUAUAUCAAUAAAAGGCCUUCUCAUUUCACAGAUGUAUCAAAGCAUAGCUUUUCCCUUUGUUGUAAUCUGUUAAGUCGAGUUUGCCAUACAGCUGUAACUCACUGUAAGGAUGCCCUAGAAAACCAUCUUCAUGUCAUUGUUGGCACACUUAUACCACUUGUGGAUUAUCCGGAGGUUCAAGAACAGGUAUUGGACCUGUUGAAGUACUUGGUGAUAGAUAACAAGGACAAUGAAAACCUCUUUGUCACUAUUAAACUUUUGGAUCCUUUUCCUGACCAUGUUGUUUUUAAGAAUUUGCGGCUUACUCAGCAGAAAAUCAAAUAUAGUGGAGGACCCUUUUCACUCUUAGAGGAAAUUAACCAUUUUCUUUCUGUGAGUGCUUACAAUCCACUUCCACUGACAAGGCUUGAAGGACUGAAGGAUCUUCGAAGACAACUGGAGCAACAUAAAGAUCAGAUACUAGAUCUUAUGAGAGCAUCUCAGGAUAACCCACAGGAUGGCAUUGUGGUGAAGCUGGUUGUCAGCUUGUUGCAGCUAUCCAAGAUGGCAGUGAACCAGACUGGUGAAAGAGAAGUUUUAGAGGCUGUUGGAAGGUGUUUGGGAGAAAUAGGUCCUCUGGAUUUCUCUACUAUAGCUGUACAGCAUAAUAAAGAUACAUCGUAUACCAAAGCCCUUGGGUUACCUGAAGAUAAAGAACUUCAGUGGACUUUGAUAAUGCUAACCGCCCUGAACAAUACACUGGUAGAAGAUAGUGUCAAAGUUCGAUCAGCUGCUGCUACCUGUUUGAAAAACAUUUUGGCUACAAAGACUGGACACAGUUUCUGGGAGGCUUAUAAGACUUCCGAAGAUCCCAUGCUGAUCUACCUACAGCCUUUUAGAACAUCAAGGAAAAAGUUUUUAGAAGUACCCCAGUUUGUUAAAGAAGGUAUCUUAGAAGGCCUGGAUGAUGUGAAUCUGUGGGUUCCUCAAAGUGAAAGUCAUGACAUUUGGAUAAAGACUCUGACAUGUGCCUUUUUGGACAGUGGAGGCAUAAAAAGUGAAAUUCUUCAGUUAUUAAAGCCAAUGUGUGAGGUGAAACCUGACUUCUGCCAGGCUGUGCUGCCAUACUUGAUCCAUGAUGUCUUACUCCAAGAUACACAUGAAUCUUGGCGGACUCUGCUGUCUACACAUGUCCGAGGAUUUUUCACUAGCUGUUUUAAACACUUCUCACAGGCAAGCCGAUCAGCAACUCCUGCAAGUUCGGAUUCAGCUCUGAUUCAGAAAGUUGAGAUGCCCUCACUACCUUCUGAACUCUACUUACUACUAACCGUCUCAGAGCCAGAGCACUUUCUCCGAUGUUGUUUGGAUAAAAAGUCACAAAGAACAAUGCUUGCUGUUGUCGACUAUUUGAGAAGGCAGAAGAGGCCUUCUUCAGGAACAGCUUUUAAUGAUGCUUUCUGGCUGGAUUUGAAUUACCUGGAGGUUGCAAAGGUGGCUCAGUCUUGUGCUGCUCACUUCACAGCAUUGCUCUACGCAGAGAUCUAUUCAGAUAAGAAAAGCAUGGAUGAACAAGAGAAAAGAAGUCCAACAUUUGAAGAAGGGAGUCAAGGUACAACUAUUUCUAGUUUGAGUGAAAAAAGUAAAGAAGAAACAGGAAUAAGCUUACAGGAUCUUCUCUUAGAGAUCUACAGAAGCAUAGGAGAACCAGACAGCCUGUAUGGCUGUGGUGGAGGGAAAAUGUUACAGCCCCUUACUAGAAUACGGACUUACGAACAUGAAGCAAUGUGGGGAAAAGCCUUAGUAACAUAUGACCUUGAGACCACAAUCUCCUCUUCGACCCGCCAGUCAGGAAUAAUUCAGGCUUUGCAGAAUUUGGGGCUCUCCCAUGUUCUUUCCAUCUAUCUAAAAGGAUUAGAUCAUGUAAACAGAGAGAGGGGUGCUGAACUGCAGGAACUUCAUUAUCAAGCAGCAUGGAGGAAUAUGCAGUGGGACCUCUGCAAUUCUGCCACCCAAGAACUAGAAGGAGCCAGUUACCAUGAAUCAUUGUAUAAUGCUCUGCAGUCUCUAAGAAACAGAGAAUUCUCCACAUUUUAUGAAAGUCUCAGAUAUGCCAGAUUGAAAGAAGUUGAAGAGUUGUGUAAGGGCAGCCUUGAAUCUGUGUACUCGCUGUAUCCCACACUCAGUAGAUUGCAGGCACUUGGAGAACUGGAAAACAUUGGGGAGAUUUUCUCGAGGUCAGUCACAGAUAGAGAUCUCUCUGAAGUGUAUUUGAAGUGGCAGAAACACUCCCAGCUUCUGAAGGACAGUGACUUUAGUUUUCAGGAGCCUCUCAUGGCUCUACGCACAGUCAUUCUGGAGAUCCUGGUGCAAAAGGAAAUGGAGAACUCCCAAGGAGGGUGCUGUAAGGACAUUCUUACCAAACACCUUGUAGAAUUCUCUGUUCUGGCCCGAACCUUCAAGAACACCCAGCUCCCUGAAAAAGCAAUAUUUAAAAUUAAACAAUAUAAUUCAGCUAUUUGUGGAGUCUCUGAGUGGCAUUUGGAAGAAGCACAAGUGUUCUGGGCAAAAAAGGAGCAGGGUCUUGCCCUGAAUAUUCUCAAACAAAUGAUCAAGAAGUUGGACUCCAGCUUUAAAAAGAAUGAUGCAGGUCUAAAAGUCAUAUAUGCUGAGUGUCUGAGGGUUUGUGGCAACUGGCUGGCGGAAACCUGCUUGGAAAAUCCUGCAGUCAUCAUGCAGACCUACCUAGAAAAGGCAGUGAAAGUUGCUGGAAGUUAUGAUGGCGAAAGCAGUGAGCUCAGAAAUGGACAGAUGAAGGCAUUUCUCUCAUUAGCACGUUUCUCCGAUAUUCAGUACCAGAGAAUUGAAAACUACAUGAAAUCAUCAGAAUUUGAAAACAAGCAAGCCCUCUUAAAAAGAGCCAAAGAAGAAGUGGGCCUUCUAAGGGAACAUAAAAUUCAGACUAACAGAUACACAGUAAAGGUUCAGAGAGAGCUGGAGCUAGAUGAGUGUGCUCUGCGUACGUUGAGAGAAGACCGGAAGCGCUUCCUGUGUAAGGCAGUUGAGAACUACAUCAGCUGCUUGCUGUGUGGAGAAGAGCAUGAUGUGUGGGUAUUCCGGCUUUGCUCCCUCUGGCUUGAAAAUUCUGGAGUUGCUGAAGUCAAUGGCAUGAUGAAGAGAGAUGGAAUGAAGAUUUCAUCAUAUAAAUUUUUGCCUCUUAUGUAUCAAUUGGCUGCUAGAAUGGGAACCAAAAUGAUGGGAGGCCUAGGAUUUCACGAAGUUCUCAAUAAUCUGAUCUCUAGGAUUUCAAUGGAUCACCCCCAUCAUACUCUGUUCAUUAUAUUGGCUUUAGCAAAUGCAAACAAAGAUGAACUUUUGAGCAAACCAGAGGCAGCAAGAAGGAGUAGAAUAACCAAAAAUGCACCAAAAGAAAGCUCUCAGCUUGAUGAGGAUCGAACAGAGGCUGCAACCAGGAUAAUUCAUACCAUCAGAAGUGAGAGGUGUAAGAUGGUGAAGGACAUGGAGGCACUCUGUGAAGCCUACAUUAUUUUGGCAAACUUGGAUGCCUCUCAGUGGAGGAACCAGAGAAAAGGCAUCAAUAUUCCAGCAAACCAGCCAAUCACUAAACUGAAGAAUUUAGAAAAUGUUGUUGUUCCCACUAUGGAAAUUAAGGUUGAUCCCACGGGAGAGUAUGAAAAUCUGGUGACUAUAAAAUCAUUUAAAACAGAAUUUCGUUUAGCAGGAGGUUUAAAUUUACCAAAAAUAAUAGAUUGUGUGGGUUCUGACGGCAAGGAAAGGAGACAGCUUGUCAAGGGCCGUGAUGACCUCAGGCAAGAUGCUGUCAUGCAGCAGGUUUUCCAGAUGUGCAAUACACUAUUGCAGAGAAACACUGAGACUAGAAAGAGGAAACUGACUAUCUGCACAUACAAGGUGGUUCCCCUCUCUCAGCGAAGCGGUGUUCUUGAGUGGUGCACAGGAACCAUCCCUAUUGGUGAAUAUCUUGUCAACAACGAUGAAGGUGCUCAUAAAAGAUACAGGCCAAAUGAUUUCAGUGCCCAACAGUGCCAAAAGAAAAUGAUGGAUGUCCAGAAGAAGUCUUUUGAAGAGAAAUACGAUACCUUCAUGACUAUUUGCCAAAACUUUGAACCAGUUUUUCGUUACUUCUGCCUGGAAAAAUUCUUGGACCCAGCUGUUUGGUUUGAGAAACGAUUGGCAUAUACGCGUAGUGUGGCCACGUCUUCUAUUGUUGGUUACAUCCUUGGACUUGGUGAUAGGCAUGUACAGAAUAUCUUGAUAAACGAGCAGUCAGCAGAACUCGUACACAUAGAUUUAGGAGUGGCUUUUGAGCAGGGUAAAAUCCUUCCCACUCCAGAAACAGUUCCUUUUAGACUCAGCAGAGACAUCGUGGAUGGCAUGGGCAUCACUGGUGUGGAAGGUGUCUUCAGAAGAUGCUGUGAGAAAACCAUGGAAGUUAUGCGCAGUUCUCAGGAAACUCUGCUAACCAUUGUAGAAGUCCUUUUGUACGAUCCUCUCUUUGACUGGACUAUGAAUCCUUUAAAAGCUUUGUAUUUGCAGCAGAGGCCAGAAGAUGAGACUGACCUCCAUUCUACCCCCAAUGCGGAAGAUCAAGAAUGCAAACGAAGUCUUAGUGAUACUGACCAGAGUUUCAACAAAGUAGCUGAACGUGUCUUGAUGAGGUUGCAGGAGAAACUGAAAGGCUUGGAAGAAGGCACUGUGCUCAGUGUGGGUGGACAGGUGAACUUGCUUAUCCAGAAGGCCAUGGAUCCCAAAAAUCUCAGCCAACUCUUCCCAGGAUGGAAAGCUUGGGUGUGACCUUCAGCUCAGAAAUUACUCUAAACUCAAGACUUCAGAAAUUACAUAUCAGCCACCAUAUUUGGAUGGAAAUUAGUUAAUAACUGCUUUUGAACCAGUUUUCUCCUUGAUACAUACCAGCCAAAAAUUAAUAUUUCUGCUCUUGUAUGUUAGGAUGAAUGUUGACUCUUAAGAUCAUGCUUGUAUUGUUUUCAGUGGGAUCACUGAGGUGCACAGUGACCUGAAGCCAGUGGGAGCAGCAGAGUGAGUUUUGCUUUGGUGUGUGUUAGGACGAGUUUGUAACUCUUGCUCUAAGCAGUCUUUAGUUAAAGCAAGUUCCCAGACAGUCACUGUGUGAGCAUGUGUGUGCGAAUUCCAAAGUACUUAGUAAUACUGUAGAAAGGGUAGACGUUAAAAUUAUAACUGUCACUAUAUCAUGGGAAACUCACAUUAAAAUAAAUGUUGGACU
Molecule: messenger RNA, 10075 nt
Organism: Microtus ochrogaster (prairie vole)
Lineage: Eukaryota; Metazoa; Chordata; Mammalia; Rodentia; Cricetidae
Gene: Atm
Product: ATM serine/threonine kinase
Biological process (GO): DNA repair
Molecular function (GO): protein binding; protein serine/threonine kinase activity
Source: RefSeq, a predicted model, not a curated record